AUGGCUCCAUCAAGAAUCUACUCCAAUGACCUUAAAGUUGCAGUCACCGUGGCUUUCGUUUUCUAUAUUUCAUUUCUGCUUCCAUCAGCAGUUGGGGCACUAAACCCAGGUCACAGUGAGAGCUCGUCGCAGCAAAGUAAUAUGGUGUUGGGGUCAAAGCCUCCUGGUUGUGUGAACAAGUGCUUGAGUUGCAGGCCUUGCAUGGCUACUCUAGUCAUUGUUUCCCACCAAUGGAAGAAUUUCAGAGCAACAUAUCAUGGUGAUGAAGAUGAAAGCUAUUAUCUCCUCUCAUGGAAAUGCAAAUGUGGGGAUAAGCUCUUUCAACCUUGA
Messenger RNA from Durio zibethinus, 330 nucleotides. The record is from RefSeq and is a predicted model, not a curated record. Lineage: Eukaryota; Viridiplantae; Streptophyta; Magnoliopsida; Malvales; Malvaceae.